GCCCAAUGAAGGAUUAGAGGGAUACUGGAAUAAUACUCUUAUUUAUUGGAAGAUAAGGUGGUUUCUUUAAUCUCAAUAAUGGCAGAUCAAGGUCAACAGCAAGAGGGAGCUAAUAUUGUGAACAUCCAGGGCUCGAAUAUUAAUGAAGUUCAUGGCGAAGUGAUUCAAGUCGAUAACAUUCAGCAAGCUCAGGCAGAAAUAAUUCACGCAGGCAAUAUUCAGCACCUCCAUUUGCAUUAUGACAAUAAUGCUGCUCCACCUCCAGUCGCACAACAACCUCAAGUACAAGCUGAUGCAGGGUCUGCUGGGAAUAUGCAAGAGGAAAUGCCGUCAACAUCAGGUUCCGCAUCUCGUUUACAAAUCAGAGAACGACGCAACGUUGACUUAGAAUACAGCAAUCAAGAUUUACUUGUGGCAGGUUCUGCAUCAUUAUUACAAACAGAGGAACCUACGAAUGUAGAAAUUAACGAAUCAAACAUUCACAUUAUGGGAGGUGAAGGAAUGAUAACCAAGGGAGAAGGAGCAACGACAAUUAUUCGUGACAGCGUCAUUAUCAUCGGGGAAAGAUCACGUGAUGGUGCAACAACAGCGCAAAGAAAAAAUGAAUUCGCUGAUGCCAGACUUGCUUCAAAUGAUUUACCUUGUCCAGUCUAUGAAGAGACGCCUCCUCGAUUAGGUGUCCUACUCCUACAACUUGUACAGAGAGCCACUCGUAAAGGGAACCGUGCAAGAAAAUUCAUCAAUUACUUCAACAACAGGACCUGGGAGCAAACCAAAGUUAAAAUCACAGAAAAUUACAAAGAAGCAAAAUUGAAAGAACCAGACUUUGAAGUGAAUCCUCAAAUAAGAAAGGUACCACGCUUCUACCGUGGAGAAAUGGCCCCCAAAGUUACGGAAUAUACUUUGGAAACUGGAUUUACUGUUAGAGCUACUGAUAAUAAAGUUGGGGAAAUUAUUUCUCUGGAUGUGCUUGUGGAACAUUUGAGCAACAAAGAAUACAGAUACAUCGCCAUACUGGGUCAGGCGGGCAGUGGGAAGUCGACAAUCAUGAAACGUCUUGCUCGAAGCCUUCUAGCUGCCAACAAAUUAGUCAAACAAGCUCAAAUAAGUGAAGGAUUAAGGAACCGGCUAUUUGGUAAUACAGGACGUCGAUUCAAAUUUAUUCAUCACUUGAAUAUCAAAGAUAUCCUGUUUUUACCAGGAAACAGAGCAGAAGAAGCCAUAAGUCCAUGCGAAUUACUUUUUGGAAAAUUAGCUUUUGGACUCGCAACACAAGAUGUGGGAGAAGGUUACGAAUGGCUGCAAGAAAAUCAAUCAAUGUGUAUUCUUUUCCUUGACGGCCUGGAUCAGGCAACUUGGAAUCUCCUUGGAAAAUACAACAAGAUGAAGUAUACCGAUAAAUCGAGCACAGCAACAAUUAUGUGGAAUCUCAUAACAGGCAAUCUCUUUCCCAGAAUGACGAUCGUGAUUUCUUCCCGUGAGCACAGAAUAGCAUCCCUUCCUUUAGAAUUGAGGCCUCAAUUCAUAACUGCCCUUGCUGGUUUCACUCGAGACGAAAUCGAGAGGAUGUUCAUUGCAGUUGUCGGGGACGACGGUGAAAAAGCUUGGGAAAAAUUAACAAGGCAGUCACCCGCACUCAUUCCAUUAUCAUCUGUUCCACUUUUCCUAAUAUUCAAUGCAAUCGUUUGUAAGUUCAACCCAGAGAAACUACCAGGUACUAUGACAGAGGUAAUGCUACGAAUCCUUCACAUCUUCAUGAGAUCCGAUCACACACAUGAAAGGAAACGGAUUGAAGAAAUACUUCCAAACUUGAUGGGAAUGUCCUUUGAAGGCACAAAAAAUAAACGAGUCAUUUUCACAAUUAAUGAUCUCACAAAAUUUCUACUUCAAUCCGAUGAAGUUCGUGACAUUAUCAUCAAGGUACCUGGGAAAAACAUGUUUAACCAACAUCUCAUGGAAGGAGACCAUUUGAUGUUCUUCAGCCAUCAAGUCCUUCAAGAAGUUUUAUCCGCUCUCUAUAUUUCAAACAUGGAUUCUACUACGUUUCGCAAAUUUAUCGAAACUGAGUUCCAAGAUGAUCAUUGGGCAGUUGUUCGCCAUCUAUUGGGUGGAAUUAUUCUGAAUCCUGAUAUUGAAAGUAGUCUCGUAACAAACUUUUCUCCUGAUGCCAGACAAGAUGAGAAGAAAAAAAUUCUGAGAGAAUUUCUAUCAUCUCAGUCAUAUGAAGAAAUGGAAUCAUAUCAGAAGUUGGAGCUGUAUGGAACAUUAUAUGAAGCUAACGACACCGAUCUUAUUCAAUCCUGCAUCAGGGAGAUAGAAUUCUCUGGCGAAUCCUUCACUACAGCAGGAAUGCAUGUAAUGUCAUCAGAUAUACGACGCUGCAAUCACCUAACUCGGGUUCGUCUUAAGGGCUGCUAUCUCAAUGCUGAACUGGUUCAUAUCCUGAUGUCAAAUUUAGAAGGUUCCUGUUUGAAGUUGGAUGAACUAAAUGUCAGUCUCAACAAGGAUCUUGGACCUGCUGGUUGGGCUGAAGUUGGAUUAGUUGUUACACAAUGUCAGGUGAAGGUGUUCAAGGCUUGGGGUUGCAAACUGACAGCAGAAGGAAUGAAAGCUUUCAAGGAAAACACUGGCAAUGCAAAGUUGGAUAAACUAGUUGUGAGUUACAACGAGGAUCUUGAACCUGCUGGUUGGGGUGAAGUUGGAUUAGUUGUUACACAAUGUCAGGUGAAGGUAUUCAAGGCUGAGGUUUGCAAACUGACAGCAGAAGGAAUGAAAGCAUUCAAGGAAAACACUCUCAAUGUAAAGUUGGAUGAACUAGAUGUCGGUCGCAAUAUUGAUCUUGGCACUGCUGGUUGGGGUGAAGUUGGAUUAGUUGUUACACAAUGUCAGGUGAAGGUGUUCAAGGCUCGGGGUUGCAAUCUGACAGCAGAAGGAAUGAAAGCAUUCAAGGAAAACACUCUCAAUGCAAAGUUGGAUAAACUAGAUGUCAGUUUCAAUGAGGAUCUUGAACCUGCUGGUUGGGCCGAAGUUGGAUUAGUUGUUACACAAUGUCAUGUGAAGGUGUUCACGGCUUGGAGUUGCAAACUGACAGCAGAAAGAAUGAAAGUGUUCAAGGAAAACACUCUCGAUGCAAAGUUGGAUGAACUAGAUGUCAGUGGCAACAUGGAUCUUGAACCUGCUGGUUGGGCUGAAGUUGGAUUAGUUGUUACACAAUGUCAGGUGAAGGUAUUCAAGGCUCGGUAUUGCAAUCCGACAGCAGAAGAAAUGAAAGUAUUCAAUGAAAACACUGGCAAUGCGAAGUUGGAUGAGCUAUAUGUCGGUCACAAUGAGUAUCUUGGACCUGCUGGUUGGGCUGAAGUUGGAUUAGUUGUUACACAAUGUCAGGUGAAGGUGUUCAAGGCUCGGGGUUGCAAACUGACAGCAGAAGGAAUGAAAGCAUUCAAGGAAAACACUGGCAAUGCAAAGUUGGAUGAACUAGAUGUCAGUCACAAUAGGGAUCUUGAACCUGCUGGUUGGGCUGAAGUUGGAUUAGUUGUUACACAAUGUCAGGUGAAGGUAUUCAAGGCUUGGGCUUGUGAUCUGACAGCAGAAGAAAUGAAAGUAUUCAAGGAAAACACAGGCAAUGCAAAGUUGAAUGAGCUGGUUGUCAGUGGCAACAAAUAUCUUGGCACUGCUGGUUUAGCUGAAGUUGGAUGUUUUGCAAUGUCAGGCAUUAUUAAAAUUGAAAAAUCCAUGAAAGAACUGGAUGAUUUUGUAUGUGGACAGCCGCAUUAUUUUCUCACAAUGGCCGCAGGUUGUGCACCUUUGUAUAAGGGGUUGUAA
Styela clava is the source of this 3822-nucleotide messenger RNA. The record is from RefSeq and is a predicted model, not a curated record. Lineage: Eukaryota; Metazoa; Chordata; Ascidiacea; Stolidobranchia; Styelidae.